CGCGCAGUGGCCGAACCUCAAGGCACUUGCUGAGGGCUACGGCAAGCAUUUGAUGGCUGAAUCUCGCAAGCUCAGUGACGCCCACCUGAACCUGGUUUCACCGACGGAACUCAUAUUCCACACGACUUCAUCGAUGACCGACUCUCCAAUAGAUAUCCAGAGUACCAAGGAACGAGGUACCGCCCCAUACAAAGCCUUCGAAGUGCGAGCAAACAUCUACCUCAUUGACUUCAACAAACCCAACUACGAAGAACAGGUCAGUCUCGUAGCGAGCCUUAGCACAGGCCAGGUCCUCGGCGGGAUUUCGGGCUUCCACGACAUCAAAGAGGGCUGCAAGAGAACGUGGACGUCAUUCUCCGACGCAUCAAUCGAUGGAUACGCGGAUGUUACACCGUUUGCGCCUACCGCACACCUCAUCAGCAAACACAUUCUAUACCGCUACGUGCCCCGCGACGGUACGAGCACGUCUACCCAAAUCAGGAGACGUUUACUUGGCACUGCGUAAGCGGGACCGAGAAGGGUCUUGCGGACACCGAGCCGUGCAAGAUGCUGAAGCUGGACGAGCAACUGUAUUUGUUUUUCUGGAGCGAGGAGAUCAUGCUGUUGAGUCGAUUGCAGUCGUCGAUCUGGAGAAGGCGCGACUCGGUUGGAAGUAGCGGAGUCCUCUCCUGCCCGCAUCCCGCGCAGUAACGCGAGAGCGAAACGAAGACUCGACAACCGACAGGGGAAAUCAUUG
Molecule: messenger RNA, 736 nt
Organism: Aspergillus calidoustus
Lineage: Eukaryota; Fungi; Ascomycota; Eurotiomycetes; Eurotiales; Aspergillaceae
Source: the annotation of a GenBank genome assembly